AUGCUCCGUGCCAAGCCGUUCGUGCUCGGCCUCGGGUGCCUCGCGCUCUUCGUCAUCGUCUUCAACACGCUCUCCGUCGUGCACUUGGCCCACCUCGAGCGCACGUUGCGGCAAGGGGACACGCCUCCCCGCUACACCCCGCGCAAACUUCAUUUUUUGACGCUCGCCGACGACCCGCGCCCCGCAAUCUGCCUCGUCGCCGCCGCCGUGCACGCGAUGGGCCAUCAGCUGCAGGUGCUGGCGUGGAAUCACUCGACGAAAUUCUUCGACAACACGUCGUGCGGGGCCCAGUGCGGGGCCAAUACCGCCAACGACUUUCGCGUCGGACAGCAGAAAAAGACCCACUGGCUGCACCACUACAUCGAGUCGCACCCGGAUUUGCACGACGACGACCUGCUUUUGUACACGGACGCCUAUGACGUGGUCGUACAAAUGCCAAUGGACGUGCUCACGCAGCGCUUCUUGCGCCAAACGAAAGGGCAGCGCGGCAUCCUCUUCAACGCCGAGCCCACCUGCGGCGACUCGUUCACCCUUGGCGGCGACUACGGCGACCAGCUGCGCGCCGCGUCCUUUGACGUGCGUUUAAACACGUCGUCAUCCGCGCGGUCCGUGCGCGGGUCCUACAUGUGCGACGAAAUCCGGGCUCGGUCCGUCGCGCAAAGUCAUGGCACAGGCCCGAAUCUGUUUCUUGGCUCGGGGGGCAUCCUCGGCGACGUUGCAAGCGUCCGCGCGUAUCUCCGCCGCGUCAAGCAAGUGCACAAGGCGCAGCAAGACGCCUACGAAGCUGGGACAAGUCCCUUCUUCUUUUACGGCGACCAAAUCUCGUUUCAGCUCGCGUACGUGCAAUUUCCCGAGCUCAACGCGCAGGUCGACCGUGACGGCGACAUCUUCUUUGUCGUGUCGUCGAGCGUUGCGCACGGGACGUUCGAGCACCUCACGCCCAACAGCGGGUGUUCGUCAGCGUACUAUGUCAACGGCAGCGGCAGCCGCUUGACGUGGAGUGGGUCGGCGCCGGUCUUUUUUCAUUUCCCCGGCGGCUUCAAGUUUAUGUACGCCUCCUGCGCGCGCGCUGUCACUGCGCACUUGGUGCACUCAGCCAAGCAACCACCGGUCAUGUACGACGUCGACCGUCAAGUGCCCAUUGCCAUUGCGUCCAUUUGCCCCGAAUAUGCACCUAGCACAUAG
Messenger RNA from Saprolegnia parasitica CBS 223.65, 1185 nucleotides. RefSeq lists its product as hypothetical. Lineage: Eukaryota; Oomycota; Saprolegniomycetes; Saprolegniales; Saprolegniaceae. The record is from RefSeq and is a predicted model, not a curated record. The transcript is spliced from 2 exons. The coding region runs from base 1 to 1185 and encodes 394 amino acids.